Messenger RNA from Puntigrus tetrazona (Sumatra barb), 2436 nucleotides. RefSeq names its product fibronectin type III domain containing 4a (gene fndc4a). The coding region runs from base 454 to 1116 and encodes 220 amino acids. Lineage: Eukaryota; Metazoa; Chordata; Actinopteri; Cypriniformes; Cyprinidae. Gene Ontology annotation, molecular function: protein binding. The transcript has 6 exons. The record is from RefSeq and is a predicted model, not a curated record.
GCGCUCAUUUAUAAAUAAAUAACUGUGCUGUGUCUCUGGCUCGGAGCUGACCGUGGUGCUGAUCGCCGCGCGCUCGCUCAACAUCAACACUGACGUGCUCGAGCGUCGCUACCUGAACACCUCCGACGCUCAACUUGACGCUCCCUCGCAACCUUCAGUUUCGGAGGAGAUCCUAAAAUAAACCGAGCAUGAAUCUGAAGUGAGACGGAAGCGUUUUGGAAGUCGAGGGAAAGUCAGUAGCCUAUUAAACCUGAUGCUCACAUGGACGUUCCGGCACGUGUUUUAGUAGGAUUUGCGAAUAUGAUGCCCAUCGUGAGAUUUUUACCGUACUUUAUUUGAGAUGUGCGUUAUUUGAAUGAAUUCGCAUUCAUAAUGUUGCUGUAAACAUAGCCGUUUAGAAGCAAAAGAAGAUCACUACAUCUCAUUGGAUUCUUGGACAUCUGAAGUGGAGAUAUGGCUCGCGUUCUUGUCCUUGUUAACUCAGUCGGACUGUUGCUCUUCGGUAGUGAAAUGUUUCUGGUGGGAGCAAACCGUCCUCCUGCUCCAGUUAAUGUGUCAGUCAUGCACCUGAGAGCUGAUUCAGCAACUGUGUCCUGGGAGGUGCCUGAGGGUGACAUCAUUAUCGGCUUUUCCAUCUCCCAACAGAGAAUGGACGGCAAAAUGCAGAGGUUUAUCAGGGAGGUGAACACCACCAGCAGGUCCUGUGUGCUGUGGGACCUGGAGGAGGAGACGGAUUACAUUAUACAAGUGCAGUCCAUCGGCCUUUACGGAGAGAGCCAGGCCAGUAAACGUGUCCACUUCAGAACCCUAAAGAAAACAGACCGCUUCCCCUCAAACAGUUCAAACCAAGAUGACCCGACUGUCCAAGGCCUGGAUAAAGCUCGACACCUGCAGACAGGAGAGAUGAUCAUCAUUGUGGUGGUGCUUCUUAUGUGGGCAGCCGUAAUCGCCUUGUUUUGCCGGCAGUAUGACAUAAUAAAGGACAACGAUUCCAGCAACAGCAAAGAGAAGGUAAAACCAUCGUCAGAGAGAAGCACACCAGAGCAUCACAGCGGAGGUCUGCUACGGAGCAAGUUCCACCAGUCUGUGCCAUCGAUCAACAUCAUCGAGGUGUGAUGGGAGCAUCUUAGAUGUCAGUCUUGCCCUCCGCCGCAGUAUCAGGAUGACAGUAUGUCAACCCUUUCAUCACCACACGGUCAGAAACCCAUCAGCUACACCACUGUAUCGGCCCACACUUAUACACAUAUUAAAGCAAUCUACUGGGACUGUAAAUAACGUUCGUUGCGUAUAUGACUGGAUGUCUGUAUUUUACAAUGGAUGGAGAAUUCCCAAAACUCUUACCGCAAUAUAUCAGACUCAAACUGGGAUUUUUUUUUUCUUCUCUUGUAUAGAAAAGGAAGGAAAGUGUAUUUUUGUAAUGGUACCGAAGUAUGACAGGGUUUCUACUCUUUGUGUUUUGUUCGCGCAUGCAGCUCUCGCGGUCUGAUGGGACGUGUACAGAAGCAGGUCUAAAGGAGCAGUUCACCCAAAAAUGAAUCUGAGGCCUUUUAAAAUGUAGACGAGGUUGUUGUUCCAUCAGAACAGAUUUGGAGAAAUUUAGCAUUGCAUCACUUGCUCGCCAAUGGGUCCUCUGCAGUGAAUGGGUGCCGUCAGGAUGAGAGCCUGCAUGAACGGCUGUUAAAAACAUUACGAUAAACCGAAAGUAAUGCACAUCUUGUAACCUGCAGGUUUCUAAUACAUUUAUUAAGACGUGCUACUCCAGUGAAAAAGGCAUCUUGUCUGAUUCAGGAGAGAAAUAUACACUGAUCAAGCAUCAUUUACUAAUGAAACCAGUUUAAAAAACACUAUUUGAUCCAUUGGUGAGCAAGUGAUAUAAUGCUACAUUUCUCCGAAACUGUUCCGACAAAGAAACGCACUCAUCUGUAUCUUGGAUGGCCUGAGCUUCCGUCCGUUUUCAUCGAAUUGUAAUUUUCUGGGUGAACGGUUUCUUUAAGUUUGUGCUCUUAUUUUCAUUAGUCUGUAAAUGUGGUGGAAUUACAUCUGUUCUGCUUAUUAGAGAGAACAGACUGAUGCCAAAUCUCUCUGCUUGCAAGUAGUUUCGCCCUCUUCACCUUCCUUAACAGUUUUUAUCUAUCCUAACUAUGGCUAGUAAUAUUUAUUUGCCUAAUUAUGCAGUUUUGUUUCACUGUUAUAAUCUUAAAACGCGAAUGUGCUGUAAAUACUAAUCGCACCGUGUGUGUGUAAAAAAAGAAAAGAAAAGGAUAUCCUGACUCAAUCUGAAUUGUCGUUUUAAAAAUAUAAAGACAGCAAAAACAUAAUAAAAAGUGCAUGCAUAGUUCUUCAUCGAUGCUCUCGGUUCAUGGCUCUCAUUUGAAAUUGUUGAUUUCCUCUUUUAGUUCUCUUUAUCCGUUUUAAUAAAGAUAAUGAAUGACUUGA